Messenger RNA from Marmota monax (woodchuck), 986 nucleotides. It is a transcript of the gene Gsto1, whose product is annotated as glutathione S-transferase omega 1. Gene Ontology annotation, cellular component: cytoplasm. The record is from RefSeq and is a predicted model, not a curated record. Bases 175 to 900 code for a protein of 241 amino acids. Gene Ontology annotation, molecular function: glutathione dehydrogenase (ascorbate) activity; glutathione transferase activity. NCBI's taxonomy places the organism in Eukaryota, Metazoa, Chordata, Mammalia, Rodentia, Sciuridae. Gene Ontology annotation, biological process: glutathione metabolic process; L-ascorbic acid metabolic process. The transcript has 6 exons.
CGUGCGUUCUCUCCAGAGUGCAGGCUGCGCGGGGUCUGGGGACACAGUUCGGGCGGAGUUGGCGGCAGCCGGGGGCAGGCACUUUUGAGCUGGGAGGGAGGAGCUACCUAUUUCCUGAAUCGCCUGCAAACUCCAGAGCCGAGGCGUGGAGAAUUCGGCCGGCGCUGCGCCACGAUGUCGGGGGGAUCAGCCAGGAGCCUAGCAAAGGGAAGCGCGCCCCCAGGGCCGGUCCCGGAAGGCUUGAUCCGCGUCUACAGCAUGAGGUUCUGUCCGUUUGCCCAGAGGACGCUGUUGGUCCUGAAGGCCAAAGGAAUCGAGCAUGAAAUCAUCAAUAUCAACCUGAGAAAUAAGCCUGAGUGGUAUUUCAAGAAGAAUCCCCUGGGUUUAGUGCCAGUUCUGGAAAACAGUCAGGGUCAGUUGAUCUCUGAAUCUACCAUCACUUGUGAGUACCUGGAUGAAGCAUAUCCCGGGAAGAAGCUGUUGCCGGAUGACCCUUAUGAAAAAGCUUGCCAAAAGAUGGUCUUUGAGUUAUUUUCUAAGGUACCAUCUUUGAUGGCAAACUUUAUUAAAGGGCAAAAUAAAGAAAACUGGUCUGGCCUAAAAGAAGAAUUGAAGAAAGAAUUCAGCAAGCUAGAGGAGGUUCUGACUAAUAAGAAGACAACCUUCUUUGGUGGCAAUUCUGUGUCUAUGAUUGAUUAUCUCAUCUGGCCCUGGUUUGAACGGCUGGAAGCAAUGGAGCUAAAUGAGUGUGUAGCCCACACUCCAAAACUUAAGCUCUGGAUAGCAGCCAUGAAGAAAGAUCCCACAGUAUCAGCCCUCCUCCAUGAUGUGAAGACUCAUCAAGGAUUCUUAGGCCUCUACUUACAGAACAGCCUGGAGGCCUUUGACUAUGGGCUCUAAAGUGGGCAAAAAUCAACAGUGAAGUUAUGUCUAAUAUUUUACUUCACCUAUGUGUAUAAUAACAUGCUUUCAUUUUAUCAAGUGCA